UGGAAGUCAUUCCUGUUCAUUAACUCAAUGCCCCCAGAAGUCUGCAACCUGUCUCUAGGCUGUUAAUGUGUUAAACUCCAUUUAUAAGGUGUUGUAAAUAUGAGCAGGGGUGGGAAGCUGGAACUUGGGAUCCUGCUGCGAUUCGCCGAACCCAUUCGAGAUUACACAGAAGUUUGUGUGUGUGUGUGUGUGUGUGUGUGUGUGUGUGUGUGUGUGUGUGUGUGUGUGUGUGUGUGUCUCUGUGUCUCUGUCUCUCUGUCUCUGUCUCUCUCUCUCUCUCUCUCUCUCUCUCUCUCUCUCUCUCUCUCUCUCUCUCUCUCUCCCCCCGCCGGCUCCAACUUCUUUCACGAACAUCCAGUGCCUUAAAAAUAACUAACCUGUGAGAUUACAAGGGAAUGAACUUAACGUGCAACAUUUACAGAAGCGUUUUCUGCAAUAUCUGUUCCCAAUGGCAAUGUCAAAGUCUAAGAUAGCAAUAGGACUUUCAGUGGUCGGACUUUUAACUGUGGUUUUGGGGACUAUCCUUGUGUUUGUGGGACCAGCAGUUAUCAAGGAUCAAAUAAUAAAGAAUGUGGAAAUCAAUCCCAAUAACAAACUGUCAUACACUAUGUGGAAAGACAUUCCUGUACCAUUUUUCAUGUCCAUAUAUUUUUUCAAUGUUCUAAACCCUGAAGAGGUAUUGGCAGGAGAGAAGCCCACAGUUGAGCAAAGAGGUCCAUACGUGUACAGAGAGAAGCGCUGGAAAGACAAUAUCACGUUCCAUGACAACAAAACAGUGUCUUAUCUUGAAUAUCGGCAGUAUUUCUUUGAGGAGAGCAUGUCUGUAGGCAAUGAGUCCGAUGUGGUCACCAUCCCAAACAUGCUGGUUCUGGGAGCAUCAGUGAUGAUGGACUAUUUACCCGUUGCAGUGAAGAAAAUGAUAAGUGCCACAUUCGAAGCUUUUAAGGAGGGUCCAUUUGUGACAAAAACUGUAGGCGAGCUUAUGUGGGGCUACAAUAGCAAGUUGGUGGACUUUCUUAACACAAUAUUUCCUGGCUUGAUGCCAUUUAAAGGGAAGUUUGGACUGUUUGUUGAGUUCAACAACUCCAACACUGGGUUGUUUACUAUCUUCACGGGUAAGGAUGACAUCACUGUAGUCCAUAAAGUGGAUUCCUGGAACGGUUUGAAGAAAGUAAACUACUGGAAAUCAGAGCAGUGCAACAUGAUCAAUGGUACAGCAGGUCAGAUGUGGCCACCUUUCAUGACCACAGAAUCCACUCUGCCAUUUUACAGUCCAGAUGCCUGCAGGUCAAUGGAGCUGGUGUUUGAGAGACCAGGAACUUCACAAGGAAUCCCUGUGUAUCAUUAUGUGGCUCCAAAAAAUCUCUUUGCCAAUGGCUCGGAUUAUCCUCCAAAUGAAGGCUUCUGUCCAUGCAGACAGUCAGGUCUUCUUGAUGUUAGGUCUUGCAGGCACAAUUCCCCUGUAUUCAUUUCCCAUCCACAUUUCUACAACGCUGAUCCUGUUCUUCUGCAGACUGUCAAUGGACUAAGCCCCAAUGAGAAUGACCAUGGACUCUUCAUUGACAUACAUCCAGAGACUGGAAUACCUAUGAAUGUGUCUAUUAAGCUGCAGCUUAAUCUGUUAAUAAAGAUGGUACAAGGAAUAAAACAAACUGGUAACAUAGCUGAAGUAGUGAUGCCCCUGAUUUGGUUUGGAGAGAGCGGCUACAUUGAUGGCCCCGUACUCAGAAUGUUCCGUAUGAACCUUGUAAUUUUACCUAUGGUGAUGGAUUAUAUGCAGUACAUCUUCAUUGGACUUGGACUGUGCUUUAUUAUAGGAGCAGUGGCACUGCAAGUUAGUAAGAAGAUAGACCAGAAACAAGGGUCAUUUGGAGUCACAGGAGACAAAGGGGGAAGCAAAGACACAAAUCCUGACCCAACUCACAAUGAAACAUACAAUGAAAAAGAUAAAGAUACAAAUUAGGAUUCCAAGCCUGUGCAGAUGUGAACCCAUGAUCCUUGGACAAUGGAAAAACACCACUGGUACACAACAUCAAGUAUAACAGAUCUUCAUCUGCUUUCACAGCACUGACUUCUUCUGUUCUAAUUCUAAGAAUCAUAGGAAACUGAUGGUGGUGUUUGAAUUUGAAGUAAAUGGUAAAAGCUCAACCAUGGACUUAUUCUUCAAUUUCUCCUCUAUCCUAAGUCUGUGUUUGGCUGUUGAAGAACUGUUUUUUUGUUUGUUUGUUUGUUUGUUUGUUUGUUUUUUACCAAGCUCAGUCUUCUUUAUUCUGGGAUUAUCUCUGUGUAAGAUUUCAGCAUUUCAGUUGACAUGGAUUUACAAAAGAGCUCUCUUCCUAUUUGUUAAAAGCACAAGAGUUUCCUAUUUUACUGUAAAAGAUGACUUGAUCAAUCAAGCUACCUCCAGUAAACUCAGCAGACUGUUCAGACUGAUCAUGUUGUAUGUUUCCUAACUAAUAGAACUUAUGGUUUUACCAUAGCAGAUGAUCAAAAAUCCCCCCCCCCCAUAAAACCUCCCAUAUAACUUGCAUUGACAGAAAGCUCAUAGCCAGAGGAUUCAAACUCUGUCUAAUCUCUCACACACACCUUUUGUGCACUAGACUUGAAGACCAUCUUCUCUCCUUCGCUCUCUGUCAUUGUAGUUAUGAGAUCUGGUUCUGUCCAUCUAUCUGUGUUUCUUUCUCACACUUUCACAUUCUAUCCAUAUAUCCAUUUAGUGACUCUGAUAUUUACACUUUUAAAAAAGUUCUUGUUCUCUUCAUAAUUUUUAACCUCACCACAGACCAUCAGUUAUGACCUUUCUUACUUAAUUCUCAGAAUUUCAGAAUUUUUGGAUCGUACCUUUGUACGGGACUGUAUAUUUGGAAGGUUAGUAUCUUAAUAUCAUUUAUUUUAUAAGGGAAAGACAAAACUUUUUUAAACCAAACUGCACAAAUUAUGUUUGCCUUUGUAGUGAAACUAAUACAGUACAUAAUUCUAUUAACAAUGCCUACUGUAUUACUAAUAGAAAAUAAAACCAGCAUAAAUCAUAAAGAAAUAAAAAAAGUUACAAUAA
Tachysurus fulvidraco (yellow catfish) is the source of this 3055-nucleotide messenger RNA. It is a transcript of the gene scarb1, whose product is annotated as scavenger receptor class B, member 1. NCBI's taxonomy places the organism in Eukaryota, Metazoa, Chordata, Actinopteri, Siluriformes, Bagridae. The transcript has 14 exons. Bases 449 to 1963 code for a protein of 504 amino acids. Gene Ontology annotation, cellular component: caveola; cytoplasm. Gene Ontology annotation, molecular function: low-density lipoprotein particle binding; scavenger receptor activity; lipid binding. The record is from RefSeq and is a predicted model, not a curated record. Gene Ontology annotation, biological process: cholesterol efflux; plasma lipoprotein particle clearance; cholesterol import.